Molecule: messenger RNA, 2640 nt
Organism: Tarenaya hassleriana
Lineage: Eukaryota; Viridiplantae; Streptophyta; Magnoliopsida; Brassicales; Cleomaceae
Exons: 6
Coding region: 1-2640 (879 amino acids)
Molecular function (GO): zinc ion binding
Source: RefSeq, a predicted model, not a curated record
AUGAGCUGGAUUCAGAUUAACUUUUACAUGGGUGGUUUUAUGGAAGAAGCGAAUAGCAAAAGUUAUUACCUAGGUGGGUUAGUUGAGAGAGGUGUUUGGUUUGAUUCGGAUACUCUGUGUUGGUUCACUUUUGAAGAAUUUGUCAAAUCUCGUAAGAUAGGUUCUCCAAUAAGAGAAAUGUGGUAUAAGUUGGCAAGAGAGCCUCUAGAAAACAAAAGAAGGGUUAGGAAAGAGAUUGUGGACAGUGAAAUAUGUGAAAUGUGUGAAAUGGCAAAAAAAGAUGGUAGUUUGGAUGUUUUUAUCGACCACCAAGAGACAGAGCCAGAUGUAGAACCUCGUCCCCGACUUACUUGGGAAAAUUCAGCUGCUGAGGGUGAUCACGAUGACAGUGAUGAUGAUAGUGAUGAUGAAGAUUUUGUUGAGGAUUGUGAGAUUAAUGAUUCAUUAUCAGAUGAAUGUUGGUAUAGUGAUAAUGAUAUUGGAGAGUUUGAUGAUUUCGAUUUUGAUGGUGAUGAUUUUGUUGAAGAAGUCCCCUGUGGUCCGGUUGGUGAUGAUGAUAGAGAUGAGUGGUAUCUGGUUUGCAGAGAUAGCUCGUCUGACGAGUAUAUAGAUAGUGAUGGGAAUGUCCCACCAACCCCGGAAAACACAGAUGAAGAAUGGGAGAACUUUGAUAAUCCACCAAGAAGACAAGCUUCAACUUUUCCCCCAAAUGAUUUUUUAUAUCUUGGGAGAACUUUCAACUCAGGGGACGAGUUUAAGAAAGCUUUGUUUGACUAUGUGUUGGAUAAGAAAUUUAAUGUGAAGUUGUCAAGGUGGGACAAGACGAAAUUGGAAGCUAUAUGUUGCAAUGUAGGGUGCCCGUGGAGGGUUUACUGCUCGGUUGAGACCCCCAUAAGCAAGUGGAUGAUCAAGAUUUAUAAGGAUGAUCAUAACCAUGAGAAAGACACUUAUGCGAGUAUGUUGACAAUGCGUCAAAUUGCGAGGUUGUAUGCAGACAGGAUUAGAACAGAGUUAGCCUUCACAGCUGAAAAAAUGCAGAUUGACAUUCAAAGAUCGUAUGGUUUGACGGUCACUCUUACCAAAUGUUUUAAGGCAAGACGUAUUGCAUUGAAAAUGGUGAUGGAAGAUCCUCAAAUCCAGUUUAAGAAGUUGUGGGACUAUGAGUUAGAGCUGAAUAGGUCAAAUCCAAAUACCACAACGGAAAUCGGAUUAGCUAAAGUGUUGAAGCGUCAGGGAGUAUUCGACCGUUUCUAUGUGAGUUUCGGAGUGCUGCGAGAGUCGUGGAAAGCACACUGUCGUCCCAUUAUUGGUUUGGAUGGCUGUUUUUUGAAAUGGGAGAUGAAGGGUGAACUACUAGCUGCUGUUGGAAGGGAUGGCAAUGAUGGCAUGUUCCCUAUUGCUUGGGCAGUUGUACGUAUCGAAGAUACAGAUACAUGGACCUGGUUUGUCAAGAAAUUACGAUUAGAUUUGGGAUUAGAUGAUGGAAGGGGGCUAACUAUAAUGUCCGACAAGCAAAAGGGGUUAGUGAAUGCAGUCGAAAAUGAGCUUCCUCACGCCGAGCACAGGAUGUGUACACGACAUAUAUUUGCUAAUUUCAAAAAGAAAUUCAAGGAUCUUGAGUUGAAACUGCUAUUCUGGAAGGCUGCAAAAUGCUACCUCGUACGUGAGUUCGAAGGAUACGCCCUUGACAUUAGAAGGUACAAUCCAUUGGCGUAUGAAGCAUUUAUGCGGGCUAAUCCUAGGAGGUGGUGUCGGGCAUUUUUCAAUCCUGAGUCGCGUUGCAAUGCAGUCCAAAACAACUUGUCGGAGAGUUUUAAUGGUUCGAUCAGAAAUGCCCGACUACGGCCAAUAAUUGAUAUGCUUGAGGAAAUCCGCCGAAAAGCAAUGCAACGUAACGCACGACGAGCAUGUCAGGCUGAAAGGUGUAAAACUGAGUUCACACCAAGGUUUAUGAGGAAGCUGGACACCAUGCUGGCCCGAGCACGACAUUGUCACAUCAUAAGAAGUGGACAGGGAAAAUAUGAGGUUUCUGAAUUUGGUGUUAGCUACACGGUUGAUUUGUCUGCAAAUACAUGUGCUUGCCGGAGAUGGCAACUUAUGGGAAUACCUUGUCAACAUGCCAUUAUUGUAAUCAAAGUGACUCGAGACAAACUUUCAAGGUACGUUUCUCAUUACUUCCUGAAAUCAACAUGGCAGGCAACAUACCAGAACAACAUUAACCCUGUCAAUGGUGAACCGUUAUGGCAAAGAUCCGACAAACCACCAAUUUUAGUCCCUGAUGAUAGAAAGAUGCCUGGUCGGCCAAGUAAACAUAGCCGAAGAAAGGAUCCUCAUGAAUCACCUACAAAAACCGGACACAUGACUCGACAUGGAAGGCUGUUUCGUUGUAGCCGAUGCAAACAAACGGGGCACAACGCAAAGACUUGCAAGAAUGAGCCCAUUAACAUGCAAGGACAAUCAAGCACUGCAGCAUCAAAUAGUAGUAAUGCAGCUUCCAAAAGAAAACAAGCAUCAAUUUCGGAUAACAACACAAUGUCCAAUGCUCAGACUCAUGCAAACUCAGCUCAAGAUCGAAAAAUGACAAAGAUGUUCAACGCGAUGGACCUUCGGGGACAUGCUGAUCGGAUUGGACAAAUUUAG